AUGUCUGAGAUUGAAUCUCGGGACAUACUUAACUUAUACAACACUACAGAUUUGGGUUCUGAUCAUCGUGAUGAUGUGAAGUUCUUGUCUACAGACCCAGAACUUAAUAGACUCUUUAAAAUAGUGGUGAAUGUGAUCAUGAACAACAAUAAUAUUGUUGAUAUGAGCCAAGUUGCUCAAGUCCUAUGGGAUUCCUACGUCAAGGUGCAACACGUUGUGAAUUAUCAAGUAUUAAACUUUGUAUUUCAUGAACGAAAACUAGCUUUAUUCAAUCGUUUCUUCUUGCAACCUGAUCUGAAUGGAUGGAGAUUACUUCCUUCGGAAUAUGAUCAAGUUUCUUCAAUCGUACUUUCUGCCUAUUCGUUCCUUCCCUUUGGCAUUGUACAACCAGUUGCCGUUAAGCACGAAGUACAAUCUGAUACUCCUCCGGUUUCGGCAAUAUCCACUACGUCAAUGCUAUCAUUAAGUAGACCUGAUAGAGGAGAAUUGAUAGCAAGGUUACGGGAAUUGGUGCCUAUAUUAAAGGAUUACAACAUCAUUAUUCUGGAAUCAUUUCCAUCUGUUCUUAAAUAUUAUUUUGAUUUGGUUUAUGAACAAGUGUUUGAAUGGCUACUUGUGGAUGACUAUAAAUAUAUCACGGAUCUUCUUCGAGUUGUCAAUCAAAUUGUUGAUUUCAACAAUGAAGACACUUCCACAGCCAUACCUAAAGAUGACAUUCUUGUGUUGGUGAAAGAAUUGGUGGGUUUACAGAAGAUGCUUAUGAUGUGGGAUCCUCCUGAUACCAGGUCUACAAUCACUAUGAGACUUGCAAGAUAUGAAUGGUUCAAAUCAACUCAAUGUCGAGAAAAGUUCUUCAAAACAUGGAAUAAUUCCUUACUUAAGGUUUGCAAUCUCGAUAUUCUAUGUACUGAAGAGUUUAUGACCCGAUUGAAAGUGGCUAAACUCCGAUACUGGCUUGGGGUUUGGUAUGGGAAAACCAUACGAUUUGACCGGCUUUCAUUGGAAGUCCGAGGCUAUUAUCAACAGAAAUUGCUUGUGCGUUACUUUGUGGGCAGAGUCAUUGGUAAAGUAGAAGAGUUGGUCCUUAAGGAUGAAGUAGCUGACAACUUUCGAUUGAAGAAAUAUAUGAAACGAUGGAGAACCCGAAUAAACAGCAUCAAUGACAAGGAAAAUAACGCCAUAGCCACUUUCAACUUCCAUUUGAUGCAGAAAUACUUUGAUAUAAUCUAUGUUAAGGCCUCCCAGACUCAAAAGAAGCUGCAAUUGUUAAGAGAAAAGGAACAGGCUUUCACUGUCAGGUACUAUAAAGAAUUAAAGGAUAAAGCUCUCAAGUUAUGGUUGGCUAAAUUGGCAAGUAAUAUUGUACCGGAGACGGAAGAUCCCUCUUGCAUUGGUAAGAAACUAUCACAAUUAACCAUAACUGAGAGUAACUAUAUCUUAAACAAGUUUUGGUAUGCAUGGAAACAACAGCAUUCACUCCAUAGAAGCUACAGCACAGUGGUUCGACUGCGUGAAGCUAGUAUUUUGAGGUAUGCAUUUUCUCUCUGGCAUUUGAAGUCAAGUAUGGUGCGUGAAAGUGAAACGUUCCGGUUCCACCAGGAUUUGGCAUCAGCAAAGUUUGCGUUGAAGUACUGGAAGCAACAGAAAGACUUGCGAGUCAUGGCCAGAGGGUUUUAUGAGAAGAAAUCCCGAAGCAAAUGGUUUAAAAUCUGGGAAAAGUCCCAUAUAAUGAGCGAUAAGAAGCGUACGUUUCAACUGGAGCUUGAAACGGCCAGGCUAGUCCAAGUAUUUAAGAUGUGGAGACUUGAAAUGAAGCUUCAGGUGCAGUUGAAGAGUACUAGAAACAGCCAAAAUUAUUGGUUAAAGCUUUGGAAGGCCAAAUUAUAUGAGAUUCAAUUACAGAAAGAAAAGGCCAACAGCAUAUACAAUGCUAAGAUUAUUACAUUUAGCACGAACUUAUGGCACUCCAAGGAAAGGAAACUACAGAUAUUGGCUUCCACAGCUGAUAAUAUUGUUAAAAGAAGGGUGCUAUUGAGGCUACAAACUAAAAUAUCAAACCUAAAAGAAGUUGAAGCUCUUGUACGAGGGUCUAGUUCUCGAGAUUAUGAUCUGUGGAUGACUUUGAAGUGUUGUUUCGUCAUUUGGUAUCAAAAAUACCUUAAGAAUCGUGAAAGAAUGGCCGAGUUCAAAAUCAGACAGUUUGACGUUGAGUAUGUUGUGCCCAACUUGCUACGUAAGACACUCACUACGUGGGUGGGACGAUAUAAUGAUAGUUUGCGAACCAAAGAGCAUUUGAAUGCCAUUUGCAACAAUUAUUUAUCUUCACAUCCCAUGAGAAGGGACUACUUUGAGAAAUGGCUUUCAUUGAUGGUAGUUAAUGCUGAAUUUAAUGAUAAAGCACUUGAGUUUGAAAAGGUGGUUGUUCUCAGAAGAUUCUUAUUGAUAUGGUACCACCAGUAUAUGAAGAAACUGGUUUAUUUCAAUGAUCUUGCUGAAAAUUAUAUUGCCCAACGAGACCAUGAUAAGUCUGCAGAAUUUUUAAGAAGUUGGUCCAUGAAAUAUAUUAUGGGUAUUCAGAGAAAUAACGAGAGUUGUAAGCUUUUCGUUGACCGAUGGAACAGUUCUAAGUUGAAAUCGAUAUUUGAUCUUUGGGUCCAAAAAACCACAGAGCAACAACUUCAAGAUGGUGAUGAUGAUGCUUUUACUUUAGACCCUAAUUCCAGCAUGAUAAGCAAUCUGAGUCCACUAUCUAAGAAAUAUUAUGCUUCCCUUGGAGGGAUGACCCCAUCGUUAUUCACACCUAUAAAGGAGCACUCACCUAAUAAGAUCAAUACUCCAGCCAAUUCACAAGAAACCAGUCCGUCUAAGCUUCAAGAAACAGCUCAACGAUUGAAGACCGAAAGAAUCAACCGGUUAAGAGAACGAUACAGAAAUGCAAAGGCCAAUUCACCUCCAAGAAAUUCAAUAUUCAAUGUUCAAAGUCUGACACCAACAAAAGUACAAGAGGCUGCCAAUAAUAUUAAUAAUAAUACUAAGACUACUAAUUCUUCUGGUAUGUUUGGGAAGGACUUUAAUACCAGCUUCAUUCGAUUAUCACCGCCUAAAAUCAGAGGCAAAGGGUCUGAGGUUUAUAAUAAGCUCAUUGAACGAGAGAGCUCCCCUCCAGCCAAAGAACCUGUGACUACACUGAGACGAAUAACACCAAUUACAUUUCCUUUAAACGAUGAUUUGGGGUCACCGAGAUUCUCUCCUCUGGUAAAGAUAAACUCUAGACUGACAACUACGGAAUAA
Molecule: messenger RNA, 3291 nt
Organism: Lizanozyma spartinae
Lineage: Eukaryota; Fungi; Ascomycota; Pichiomycetes; Serinales; Debaryomycetaceae
Gene: SFI1
Product: Sfi1p
Exons: 1
Coding region: 1-3291 (1096 amino acids)
Source: RefSeq, a predicted model, not a curated record